AUGUCUGAUAAAGAUAUUCAUCUAAAUAAAUACAAUGAAUUGAGAAGUAUCUACAAAUACUAUAUCGAUUCAUAUAAAGCAUUGUAUCAGUUAAAAACAGAAAACGAAGAAGAAAUACACAAUAUUUACAAAAUGAUCAAAACUGAACUUAUUGAAUCAAUGAAAGAUCUUCCUCAAAAUAUAAUUUAUACUAUUUUCAACUUCAUUCCGUUUAAUAAUCGCUACAUAAAGUCUUACUUGAAACUUGUGAAAUUAAUUUCGGAUAAUUAUCAUGUAACAAUGGUAAAAGGAAUUCCACAUUUUGCACACAGACUAUUUUAUAAAGAAUACGGAAUUAAUUUAUGGCAGGAUGAUAGAUUCGAAAAAAUGGAAUUCAUAAAUCCUAACGUACUAUCAGAAGAUACAAUUUACAGAGCAAUUAUGAAUAAUGACAAAGAAAGAUUCAUAUACUUCACCGAAAGAGAUGGAUUUAAUGAAGAUCAAAAACUUGUCAGUUGUUUAUAUCCACAAACAAACAAAGGAUUUUCAUUACUUGAAUUAUGUUGUUAUCACGGAGCAGUUGAUUGUUUCAAAUUAUUAAGAACGAUAUUUGAAUCAGAAAUAACUAAAACAUGUCUUAAGUUAUCAUUUUUAGGAGGAAAUGCCGAAAUCAUCAAUGAAUGUUUGAAAUAUCAAAAACCAAAUGAAAAAUGCAUGAAAUAUGCAAUUAUUUCACACAACAUUGAUUUUGUUACAUUCUUAAUGAAUGAAUACAAUCUAGAGAUCGAUUUAGAAGCUUGCAUCGAAUGUCAUAAUCUUGAAUCGUUAUUAGUUUAUUUUGAUCAAGCAAAUGAUGUUAAAAGAUGCUUUGUUUAUAGUGCAAAAUUAAAUAUUUCAUCCCUUUCGAAAUAUUUCUUUUCACUUGGUGCAAAUAUCAAUGAAAAAAUUGAAGAAGGAUGGACAGCUCUUCAUUUUGCAGCAUUUCAUAACAGUAAAGAUACUGCCAAUUUUCUUAUUUUACAUGGGACAAAUAUCAAUGAAAAAAAUAUUAACGGAAACACAGCUCUUCAUGUUGCAGCAUUUCAUAACAGUAAAGAUACUGCCAAACUUCUUAUUUCACAUGGCGUAAAUAUCAAUGAAAAAGAUAAAUUUGGAAACACUCCUCUUUAUACUGCCGCAUACUAUAACAGUAAAGAUACUGUCAAUCUUCUUAUUUCACAUGGUGCAAAUAUCCAUGAAAAAGAUAAAUUUGGAAGCACUCCUCUUUAUCCUGCAUGUAUGUACAAUAGUUUAGAAACAGUCAAACUUCUUAUUUCACAUGGUGCAAAUAUCAAUGAAAAAAAUAAGUAUGGAGUAACAUCUCUUCAUGUUGCAGCACAAAAUAAUAGUAAAUAUGCAGCAGAACAUCUUAUUUUAUAUGGUGCAAAUAUCCAUGAAAAGGAUAUAUCUGGAGAGACCAUUCUUCAUUAUGCAGCUAUUAACAAUAGCCAAGAAAUCGCCGAACUUCUUCUUUCAUAUGGUGCAAAUGUUAAUGAGAAAGAUAUAUAUGGAAUCAGCGCCCUUCAUGCUGCAACUAUUAAUAAUAGUCAAGAAACUGCCGAACUUCUUCUUUCUCAUGGUGCAAAUGUUAAUGAAACAGAUAAUAGGGGUUCCACUGUUCCUCAUUAUGUAUCUAUUUAUAAUAGUAAAGAGACUGCUGAACUUCUUCUUUCACAUGGUGCAAAUAUCAAUAAAAAAUUAUUAUGGAGAAAUUGCUCUUCAUUGUACAGCACGUAA
Molecule: messenger RNA, 1755 nt
Organism: Trichomonas vaginalis G3
Lineage: Eukaryota; Parabasalia; Trichomonadida; Trichomonadidae
Product: ankyrin repeat and SOCS box-containing protein 4 family
Exons: 1
Coding region: 1-1755 (584 amino acids)
Molecular function (GO): protein binding
Source: RefSeq, a predicted model, not a curated record